GGAAUCCAUUACAGAAACCAGGAGAAGCUAUCAGCUAUUGCAAAUGCUGAUGGUCCAAGUGAUGAGGUCGCAGCAGAAGAGCUGAAUACUGUUCUUGGUGGUCCAGUUUUCAGAGAAGACAUAAAUGUUGGUAUUACUGUGGAUUUUAAACGUGCUAAUGCUCGACAAAUGUUGUUUGCACUCCAGGCUUCAUUCACUGAGGAAAAGUCUAGCUUCUUCAUUGGUGCUGGGAAAGGGAAGUGUUUCGGUGAUACCUGGAUAGGCUAUGGUAUUGUCAGCAUGAAGAUGGAAGAAUGUACAGGAAUCGGGGGAGCAUGGAAUGGUCAGCCAUCACCAAGCCACUGGGUGAAGUGUCACUUUGACUGGUGUCGUAUAGACAGCUGGGGAAUUAGGCCAGGGCUUGUACCCUCUAGGCCUGGUUUCUGUCCCGCUGGCACAAGGAAGGCGUAUGGCACAAUGCAGAUGCCAUUCACGAGCUGUAAGAACCUUGGUGGACGUGUCAAUGGGAACCCAUCCAACGAGGACUUGACAGAUUGUCACCUAGAUUGGUGCUUUACUGAUAAAUCAAAUGGCUUCCAAUACGUUCCUGCAACCAUUGGUACAUGUCCGGAUGAUACCCGCACAGGGGUGGGGAGUAUCGAGAUGAAGGGGAAGGAAUGUCGUGACAUGGGGGGCAAGUCCUACCCCAAGGACACUCCCCACGAUGCUGAAUGGACCCAAUGUAAUCUAGACUGGUGUGGCCUACCGGAUGAGGGGAUAUCAGGAAAUACAUCGCAGGUGAUUCACGUUGAAACACCUCCAGAUUACAGAGCGUAUUAUGUUGCCAAUCCUACAAUACUCAGUGGCCAUACUUAUAUACGCCUGGAGGUCAUGACCUGUCGGGGCGCUAUGAUCUAUCUCAGCCAAUCAGAAACUGCCGACCUCUCAGGUGUUUACCAUGUGGAAAUAGGUGGCACUAACAAUAAAAAAUCGUUCAUUGCAAUGGGUCAAAAUGGUGCUAAGAAAAUCUAUGUGGACACUCCGAGAAUCUUAAAGUGUAAUGAAUAUCGUCAGUUCUGGGUAAGCUGGAUGAGAAGUGGUCCUAAUAUGGUCAUAUCAGCUGGAAAGGGCUUGUGUCCCGGGAUCAACAGCUUCAUGACGUGGUCGGACCCCGCACCUGUGCCUAUCAGCUAUGUAGGGAUAGGUUCUUACACAGUAUCUGGGGGGAGCUGGAAGGUCUAUAGAGAUGUCGCACAUCCUGAUUGUCACCAGCAACAAGGACCCGUCUAUCUUUCCCCUAAGAGUCAUCCAAAUCAAAGGCUCGGAAUCGACUAUCAACAACGUGUUUUCUUCAGCUCUACCAACUUCCACCCGUUCUACUUAGUAACUCCCGGUCUCACUUCUGAGAACAACACUGUUUCCCUGGAGUCUGGAGAAUAUGGAGGCUCAUACAUAAGACACUACAACUACCGGCUAAAUAUAGAGCAUUACGACGAAUCACGAAACCCUCAUAUUUUCGUUAAUGAUGCAACAUUUACCCUCAGAACUGAUCAAUGGUUCCCUGGAUACUACACGUUUGAGUCAGUGAAUUUCCGCAACUAUUAUCUGAAGAAGCAGAAUCCAUAUCCUGUGAUUGGUCAGUUUGAUGGCAGCGCGAAGUUUAAAUCAGAGGCCAGUUUUCUUCUGACGCAAGAGUGUAAGCAAACUGUGCAAGGGUUGGGCUAUGUUGGAAGCGUGGUAGAGACCAGAUCGGGGAAACACUGCCAGAGAUGGGAUAGUCAGAUACCCCAUCCACAUAGCAACAACGACCCUGUGAAUUUCCCAGAUGCCACUCUUGACGAUGCAGCCAAUAAAUGUCGCAACCCUGAUGGCCAGCCAGAUGGUCCUUGGUGUUACACAACUGACCCUGAUCAAAGAUGGGAAUAUUGUGAUGUACCCCUAUGUGGAGGAGCCACUAGACCCCCUCCCACGACUUCACCCCCACCAUCAACACUGCCACCGCGAACAUGUCCAUCCUCUAUAGGACGUGAACCCACUGAUCUACCUCGACGUGGAGGAAACUGGGCACACUUGAUGACUGAGAACUACUUUCCCUGUGAUGGGGAAGUGUUUGCCUUUGACUAUUUCCGAUCUUUCCCCAGCACUAUGGCAUAUAUUUCCAUAUGGAGAGUUGCUCCAGGUAAUGCCAAGUACACCCUCGUAAAGAAGAUAGCACUUGAGUUUGCUGUUCCUGGUCGCCAUUAUGUCCCAGUUUCGCCCCCAGUUCCUAUCAAACGCUAUGAUUUCAUAGGAGUCCAUUACAGCAAGGCCUCACCACAGCCUGCCAUACCCAACUCCAGGGGCAAUGAUGGUACAGUGGAAGCAUCUGAGUUGUAUAGUACAAUCAAUGCUGCAAUGUUCAAUGAAGACCUCAAUGAAGGUGUUACGUAUGAUAUGGCAAGAUGGUCAGUCAUCGAGAGUACAUAUGCCUUGAAAGUUCUAACUCAUGGUGUAUGGAAGCCUUACCCCUCGACUACACCUGCCCCUACUCUUCCACCUGAUCCCCAUACAGAGUGCAAAGUCACACUUCUAGGCAAUGAAUAUGUAGGUAAGAAGACUAGAACAGCCAGUGGGAAGCAGUGCAUGAGAUGGGACAGCCAAAUACCACACAAGCAUACACCCUUAGAGGAUGACCAGUUUCCUGAUAAUAGUGUGAAAGAUGCAUCGAACUACUGCCGUAACCCGGACAAUGAACCCCAGGGACCAUGGUGUUUCACAACGGACGUUAACUCACGCUGGGAGUACUGUGGUAUCCCUUACUGUGAUUGUAAAGUGACCAGUAUGGGCAAAGAGUACACUGGGGCAGUGUCUGAGACCAACACAGGUUUAACAUGCCAGAGAUGGGACUCACAGACCCCUCAUGAACAUACAGAUAAUCGACCGGAACGUUUCCCUGAGGGAGACCUAGCCAUUGUAGGAAAUAAGUGCAGGAACCCUGAUGAGAAGAAUGACGGCCCCUGGUGUUACACCACAAGUUCUUCUGUGCGCUGGCAAUAUUGUGACAUCAAUUAUUGUGACUGCAAGCGUACACAGCUUGGCAAGGGCUAUCAAGGCACUAUUUGGAAGACUAUUUCGGGUAGGACCUGUCAGAGAUGGGCAUCUCAGGUUCCCCAUUCUCAUGGAAACACUGACCCAAAUAAAUUCCCAGAUUGGACACUAUACGACGCUUCAAACUAUUGCCGUAACCCAGACAACGAAGAGGGAGGUCCAUGGUGUUAUACAACAGAUAAGGACCAGAGAUGGGAGUAUUGCGCUGUACCUUUCUGUGACCUCUACCCCACAUUACAACCUCCACCACAGACCACUCCAGUAACUGAUAUUGAUGAGUUUACACAGACAUCCUCAGGUUGUACAUGUUACUGGGACAAGACACGUAAAGACUGCGCCUGCUGUAAGCCAACAGGAUGCCAGUGCCACCAUGAGUACAGACACAGGUGUGUCGCAUGUGGCAAAGCACAAGACUGCCUCAAGAACUGCCCCAAGGUGAUUGGUAGGAAUCCCACAGAUCUUCCACGUAGAGGGGGCAACUGGGCCCAUUUGAUGACAGACAACAGAUUUGUAUGUGAUGGUUACCUAGUGGCCUGGGAAUACUACAGAUCUAACCCCAUUGCCACAGUCUACCUAGGAAUAUGGCGUGCAGUGGGCAGCACACCAGGCAACUAUACACUGCAGGCCAAAACGGCACUACCACCAGCUGCUGCAGGUAAGAUCUGGUAUGAUGUCAACCCACCUAUCCCUGUAUCUGAGGGUGAUUUCAUAGGGAUCCAUUACAGCAAGUACAACCCUAACCCUGCCAUAUCCAACUCUAGGGGCAAAGAUGGCGUAGUUUCCGACACAGAGCUGUUUAAUACAAUCAACAUGCCACUGUAUGAUGAGGACUUUAAGACUGGAGACUCUGUUGAUUUUUCCAAGUGGUCAAGCGUAAAGAGCACACAUGCUUUACAGGCACAUCUAUCUGCUAUGUGUCCCCGUGGAUGGGAGAUCCACUACAACCGCAGCUGCUAUAAAGUAUUCUCAGCAUGGGGAGACCGUCUCUCACAUCCUGACGCGGUUGCUAAGUGCCAGAGCCUGGCCCCUGACUCCAGACUCAUCAGUAUAGACACGCAAGAUGAAGUGGACUACAUUGGUGCGGAGCUGAAGCUACGUGGGCAUAAUAGCUUCUUUGAGUUCUGGAUCACAAAGUGGUUGAACUUGGCUGAUCUUGGUCCUGGAAAAUGUUACAUCAUGACAAACUGGCGAAGAUCUGGGAAUGACAAUAGAGAGCGCUACCACCACUAUAUAAAGCCGUGUAAAGAGUUACGUCGAUUCAUUUGUGAAAGAACUAUGGGAUCUCCUGUGAGUCCCACACCAACCCCUCAUCCACUUGUUAAAAAUUGUAAAUUGACAAAGAAGGGUCAGGAAUACAUGGGAACAAAGGCAAAGACAAAAACAGCAAUCAUAUGCCAGAGAUGGGAUGCGCAGACCCCACACAAACACACCAAAAAUGAUCCAAAUAACUUUCCUGAUAAAACAAUUGCGGAUGCCAGCAAUUAUUGUCGCAACCCUGAUGGUGAGCCACUCGGACCUUGGUGUUAUACCACAAAUCCUGGCACCAGGUGGCAGUACUGUGAUGUCGACUUCUGCGAAUGUAAGAGCACUAAGAAGGGGAAAGAAUAUGAAGGCACUAUAGCAGUGACUAACAGUGGGAAGGUCUGCCAGGCUUGGAGCGCACAAUCCCCACACAAACAUGGUAAUACGGAUGCCAGUAAGUUCCCAGAUGAGACCCUGACUGAUGCCUCAAACUACUGCAGGAACCCAGAUGGUGAACCGAAUGGUCCUUGGUGUUACACAACAAAUGAGCGAACACGCUGGGAAUAUUGCUCCAUGCCUUUCUGUGACGACUACCAGCCUCCGGCAGAGACCACCCUACCACCUACAACCUUACCCCCUGGGUUCUGUCCAACAAGUGUUGGGAGAGAACCAUCAGAUCUCCCCCUAAAGAGUGAUAAUUGGGCAGCUUUGUUGGUAGAUGCUGUGUUCCCAUGUGAUGGGGACCUUGUAGGCUGGGAGUACUUCCUCUCUGACUCUGAGGCAACACCUGUUGCCACUGUCUGGAGACUAGUCUCCGAUAAAGUCUACAAGAUUGUCUGGAAGACACCACUAAGAAACGGUUUCCAAGGCAGGAGAGUAAUGAACUUUGAUAAAUACUUGUCAAUCAAAAAAGGAGAUAUGAUUGGUCUACACUAUCAAGGAGGUUCAAAACCAGGUAUACCAAGUAGCAGAGGGUCAGAUGGUGUAGUAGGAGACAGUGAACUGUUCAACGCUAUACAUUUCCAAGUAUUUGAUGAGUUCCUAACAGAGGGAGAUGAGAUAGACCUGGCCAGAUGGUCAACAAUUAGAGUCACAUAUGCUCUCAGAGCUCUUUUUGAUGGCAUACCUAACUUUGGAUCCACCCCUACAACUCCUGUUCCUUCCCCACCUACUUUUAUACAAGGUUGCCGCACUACUACACUUGGAAAGGAGUAUAUGGGAAUGGAGCAUAAGACAAGGGAGGGUUAUGUGUGUCAACGUUGGGACUCCCAGGAACCUCAUUCUCACUCAAGGACUGACCCGACUGCAUUCCCAGACAGAACCCUCGCUGAGGCUCGUAACUAUUGUCGCAACCCUGAUGGUGAGCC
Messenger RNA from Owenia fusiformis, 5675 nucleotides. The record is from the annotation of a GenBank genome assembly. Lineage: Eukaryota; Metazoa; Annelida; Polychaeta; Sabellida; Oweniidae.